CAUGGGAAAUCAAACGGAGGAUAAAUUUAUUACUUUUGACGUCUCAGUCUGUCCAAACUCACCGCGGAAGAAACUUCGAUGGACGAUAAGAAAGGUUUCAUUCAUGCUUUCGGUUUAUGUCGCAUAAACCUCACAGUACUGGGCAUAUGGCCAACUUUAAGAAGCUCAAAGCGUGACGAAACAGCCGCGCUGUUCCGUUUAGUACUUAGUCUAACCAUUAUCAUUCUCUUCAUCAAUACCGUACAAACCAUUAAACUCUUCAUCAUGUGGGGCGAUUUGGAUGCAAUGACGGACAUCAUCUCCACGGCGAACCUGCCUAUCGGACUGAUGGUGUUCAAAACGUUCGUGUUUCUGUAUCACAAAGAAGCACUAGUGCCUCUACUGUCAUUCGUCCAGACUGAUUGGAGCAAUUUCAAGACCGUUUCCGAAGCGGCGAACAUGUGGUCAAACGCUCUAGCUGCCCGUAAAAUAUCUCUUUUGUGCGUAGUGAUUGGAUGGGUGACGGUAAACUGUCAUCUAGCCAUUAGAAUAGGACAAGAACUGAGGUUCAUGUCCGGGAAAAAUGGCUUGACUCGACUACCUUUUUUUGACUCUUAUUUUCCUUACGAUUAUACUCCAAGCCCAGUAUACGAGAUAACGUUCGUAAUUCAGUACAUUGCGACUAUGUUGGCCACCUUUGGUUACUCCGGGCUUUACAGCUUGUUCGUCGCGCUGAUGUUGCAUCUCUGCGGACAAUUCGCCAAUCUUAGGGACAGAUUGUACACAGUUACUCAGAAGAAAGCAGGUGUCACGUUUCAACAAAGGCUGGGGUACAUCGUCAUGAGACAUCAAUGCUUGUACAAUUUUGCACAGGUGGUUGAAAAAAUGUUCAAUCUCAUGUUUUUAGCUGAAAUUUUGGGCUGUACCAUACAGUUUUGUAUGCAAGGCUUUUUUUUACUUACAUUAAGUUCCAAAGAAGGCAUGGGAUUACCAAUUUUACAUAUUAUGUUUAUGGUGGUUUAUGUAGCGCACAUUGGAACGCAUUUGUUUAUUUGCUGUUAUGUUGCCGAAAAAUUACAAGACGAGAGUGUGUCCAUUGCAAAAGCUGCUUAUGAGUGCCAAUGGUAUCAUCUGUCGCCGAAAGAUGUUAUGCUGUUGAUCAUGAUAAUUAAUCGAGCUAAAGAUCCUAUCGAAAUGACAGCAGGGAAAUUUUGCACGUUUUCCCUGAGCCUUUAUGCACAAAUUUUUAAAAAUUCUGGAGGUUACUUAUCAAUGUUGUUAGCUAUGAGGGACAAAAUUACGUAAAAAUAGAAUCUGUACACUAUUGAUGUGUAGAACCAAUGUA
This is a messenger RNA of Nasonia vitripennis (jewel wasp), 1324 nucleotides long. It is a transcript of the gene Or29, whose product is annotated as odorant receptor 29. The record is from RefSeq and is a predicted model, not a curated record. The transcript is spliced from 7 exons. Gene Ontology annotation, molecular function: olfactory receptor activity; odorant binding. Gene Ontology annotation, cellular component: plasma membrane. NCBI's taxonomy places the organism in Eukaryota, Metazoa, Arthropoda, Insecta, Hymenoptera, Pteromalidae. Gene Ontology annotation, biological process: detection of chemical stimulus involved in sensory perception of smell; sensory perception of smell. Bases 79 to 1284 code for a protein of 401 amino acids.